AUGCAAAGGUCACUGAGGUCACGCUGGGGUCAUGCAAAGGUCACUGAGGUCACGCUGGGGUCAUGCAAAGUCUGCCGGCAGGAGGCAGUGGCAGACCUGGUCUUCCUGGUGGACGGGUCUUGGAGCAUCGGGACCCAGAACUUUGAGCAGAUCCGCAGGUUCCUGGGGUCUGUGGUCCAGAGCUUUGAUGUGGGUCUGGACCGGGUCCGGGUGGGUCUGGUCCAGUACAGCACCAUGCCACGGACCGAGUUCUACCUCAACACGUACCAAGACAAGGCUGCCAUCCAGGCCGCCAUCCAGGCCCUGCCCUACAUGGGCGGCGGGACCCACACCGGACUCGGACUGGACUUUCUCCUGGACCAGGCCUUCACAGCUGAGGCUGGGAGCCGCCUCAGUCAGAAGGUGCCGCAGGUUGCCGUGGUGAUCACCGAUGGGAAGUCGCAGGACGGCGUGGAGGACGAGGCGCGCCGCCUGAAGGAGCGUGGCGUUCUCCUCUUCGCCGUCGGGAUCAAAGACGCCGACGAGGAGCAGCUGACCGCCAUCGCUCACGGCAACGUGUACAGCGUCCACGACUUCAGCGCUCUGAGCGACAUCAGCCUCAACAUCGUCCACACACUCUGCACCAGUGUAGAGGAGGCACAGGGUCUGAUCACACAGUUGUCAGCAGGUGAGGGAGCAGCGUCUGACCUCAGAGCUCUGCACCAGUGUAGAGGAGGCACAGGGUCUGAUCACACAGCUGUCAGCAGCUGUCAGCAGGUGAGGGAGCAGCGUCUGACCUCAGAGCUCUGCACCAGUGUAGAGGAGGCACAGGGUCUGAUCACACAGCUGUCAGCAGGUGAGGGAGCAGCGUCUGACCUCAGAGCUCUGCACCAGUGUAGAGGAGGCACAGGGUCUGAUCACACAGCUGUCCAGCAGGUGAGGGAGCAGCGUCUGACCUCAGAGCUCUGCACCAGUGUAGAGGAGGCACAGGGUCUGAUCACACAGCUGUCAGCAGAGUGUACCAGAGCGUCAGUUGCAGAUGUGGUCUUUCUCGUGGACGGCUCCUCGAGCAUCGGGACCGAGAACUUUGAGGAAAUGAGAAGUUUCCUCAAAACAGUGGUGUCCGGACUAGACAUCGGAGAGGACAAGGUCCGGGUGGGCUUGGCGCAGUACUCUAGUGAUCCGGUGACUGAGUUUCUGCUCAAAGACCAUGUGGACAAACAGGAAGUGCUGCGGCAGCUGGACCGGGUUCCGUACCGACUCGGGGGAACGGAGACCGGCAAAGCUCUGGACUUCAUCCGGACCAAGUUCUUCACCACGGAGGCCGGGAGCCGAUUGGCCCAGAGAGUCCCACAGAUCGCCGUGGUGAUCACCGACGGAGACUCCACAGACCAGGCUCGUGACGACACACGUGACAUCACAACAGCCACAAGAGACAACUGA
Molecule: messenger RNA, 1422 nt
Organism: Knipowitschia caucasica
Lineage: Eukaryota; Metazoa; Chordata; Actinopteri; Gobiiformes; Gobiidae
Source: the annotation of a GenBank genome assembly